UUUCUAUUUUGAUACACUGGGCUAAAUGAUCAGAUAAACCUGGGUUGAUUAGCCCUGUUGCAUAAUGAUGUUCACUAAGAUUUUUUUGAUUCACUGUGACAGCGCGAUCGUUGUGAUAAGGUCUCAGACGUUCGCGAUGAGAACAAAGAAACUAUGAGCACCUUCAUAGAACAAAGACAAUUCUACGAGGAACCUGAACUCGAAGAGUCUUCGCCCCGAAAGGCACCUCUCUGGAAGAAAAUCGCUGGGUCCAAGGUCACCAAGGGAGUGGGUUUCGUGUCUAUUUUCGCUUUAGUUUGCCCUGUGGUGCUUUACUACUUUAUCAUCGAACGAGGUAUUCACAACGAGCCUACCACGUAUUCCUGCCUGCUCAACAGCACUUUUCGAGUACCGUGCGGAAAAACUGAUGUGACCCAGGAGGAGUGCGAGUCUAUAGACUGCUGCUAUAACGCUACCGCGCAUGUGUGUUACCAUUAUAUACCGUCUAAGUAUGGCUACGAGAUGCAAAGCGACGGUGCUUACAAAACGGCACAAAAAACCUCACCGUAUGAGUCCAAGACCGUCGACAGCGUAAAAGUGACGAUAGUGGAACAUACUGAAGACAGCGUUUCUGUGAUAUUACACGACGAAUCACAAGCGAUAGAACCUAACUCAUUGGAGAAUAAAAACUACGGAGUCGAGAUCACAGACUCGCCACUAUCCGUGCGGGUGUGGGACUCAGACAAGCACACCAUUUUCAAUACCAUCUACGGACCACUGAUUGCUUCUGAAAAAUACUGGGAGUGGACGAUGCUCCUUACCAACGAGACCCUUUUUGGUUUGGAUAGGAACAGAAUUCGUCUCGAGGGUAACGAAUCUCUGACAAAGGUUAUUUACAAUAACAGAAAGGACCAUUCUACUACGCCGGUAUUUUGGGCUUAUCAGCAAGGAAAGUUUCACGGAUGCGCCAUUAGACACGACGGUCCGCUGGAGAUCACUAUUCUCUCGUCGAAUCUGAUAAUACUUAGAAGUUUGGUUGGUAAAAAGAUAGAACUGAAGUUAACUUUGGGUCCGACGCCGCAAAAUCUUCACGAUCGCAUGAUGGAGACAUUUGUUUUGCACCCUCCAUGGACGCUGGGGACUCACAUCUGUAGGCGGAGCAAUGAUAUCGGUCUCGACAAGGUGCUGGAUAUAUACUUAAACAACAAGGAAACGAAGUUUGAUACCGAUUGCAUCCACGAGAACUUAUUCACGUCUCUGGCGCUGAGUGGGGAGGAAAACGGUACCGAUUACAGAACGUAUAUAGAAGAGAUGACGGCCGGAGGAACCAAAUUUCUACUUUCGUUGCCACCUCAAAUCGUGGCUACUGCCAACAACAGCCUGUAUAAUAUUUCAGAAAAGCUUGGCGUUCUGUACAGUACCGUCAACGGCACGUACAAGGGAGAAUACCUGGGAAGGUCUGUUGCUUACCCGGAUUUUUCCCAUCCGUCCAUUAGAAGUUAUAUUGAAGAACUGGUAGAAUUAAUAUCUGCCAAAAUCGGAAUGGACGAGAUUAGCGGGUUCGUGUUGAAUGAUAAUUGGCCGGAUGAUUCUAGUUACAAAAAGCCAGACAGCACUGAUCUUCCUUAUAUGUCCGACGCAUUAUAUGACGCUAUGUCAUAUACACUGCCUUGGAAUCUUCUCACCUACGAUAAGACGUAUCAAAUGGAACAACACAAUUCCUACGGCUCCCUCCAAAACUCCUCACUCCACAAUUAUUUCUCUUCUAAUCCGAACUUGAGCAGUCUGGAGAUUAUUUCCGCUACUAAAAACUAUGGCGACGUCGAACUUGAAGUUUCCGAAAAUUUCGAUACCUCGUGGGACAACUUUAGGUUGUAUUUGCAGCGGACUUUGUUCAACAGCAUUACAGGUAAUCAUAUGGUGGGUUUGCCGGUGUGCGGAGACACGACGGUCUACGACAAAGAUUUGCACGAAACGCUUUGCAUAAGGUGGUACCUCGCGGCAGCCACCAUGCCACAUUUCAGAGUGUCUUCAGUGAAACCCUUCAGGGAUCCAGAAAAUCUGAAUUCGAAAUUUGCUACCAGAUAUGCGCUGGACGCGAUCGAAAAAAGAAAGAUGUUCCAAGAGCACUACUACACUAUCUUGAGUAGAGGGGAGCCGAUUGUCAGACCUAUGUACUACGACUAUUACCAAAACAUCACCACGAUGUCGUUGGACCGACAAUACACCAUAGGAAAAAAUAUAAUAGUGGUGCAUCCUUUAUCGUCCGCCAGGUCAGCCCUACAGGUGUUUUUGCCAUCCCAAGUGAAGGUUUGGUAUGAAAUUUGGGGCGGUGGUAUGUACACGAGCUCCCCCAAAGAUAAUUUCAUCAGCAUCAGUAUCGUCGAAACCGAUUGGGUCAGCUUCGUCGCCGAAGGGACCAUCAUCCCACUGACUAAUAAUCUAGAGUUAAAUUUUAUCAUUGCGUUAAAUUGCACCACCUCCGAUUGCGAAGCGAGUGGCGAACUCUACAAAGAUCUGAGUUAUUUGCAGUUCAGCGCAAAUUUAACCGCACUGACUAUAAGUGAUUUUCCGAAAGGGUGUGAUUACGUUUUGGGGUACAUAAAGGUUUAUUAUUACAACGAUACAGGGGCAUACCACGACAGACACGAUAAAAGUAAGAGUUUGUGUCCGGCGGGUUCCGAAACCACCGUGGUGGUGGUUUAUGAUGAGGACGAUCCAGAGGAAACCACAAUCGCCCCUAUCAGUGUAUAAUAUAUUUUCAAGGCAACAAUAUUGAGAUAGUAUUUAUAAAGUAUAGUCCGAAAUAUACAACAGUAUUUUGUUGGCAAGUUUUUCAUUCCAUUUGAGUAGGUCACUCAAAUUAAUUAUUGAAUAUCUGGUUAAUUUGAAUGCCAAGGUGUUGUCACACAUUCCGCCAUUGGUGAUCUUUAUUUUCAGUGAGACAAGACAAAAAAGAUAGCUCCGUCAUUUUUGUCCCAGAAGUUUGCAGUGUAUAGUAUGGCUCGCUAAUGUGGGAAUCUUUUAUUUCUCCAUAAGAAAUUUCAAAUACAAAAUUGUUAAUUUUUAACUAUACACAGGGUACGUUAUCUAGAAGAAGUAUCUAAAAACACCUCUUCCUUAAGUGGAACGCCCAGGAUUUUGGAUUUCUGAAUAAAAAAUUUAUGGUAGGUC
Molecule: messenger RNA, 3153 nt
Organism: Cylas formicarius (sweet potato weevil)
Lineage: Eukaryota; Metazoa; Arthropoda; Insecta; Coleoptera; Brentidae
Product: lysosomal alpha-glucosidase-like
Exons: 10
Coding region: 154-2733 (859 amino acids)
Biological process (GO): carbohydrate metabolic process; N-glycan processing
Molecular function (GO): alpha-glucosidase activity
Source: RefSeq, a predicted model, not a curated record